AUGGGAAGCUCUAUUACGUAUGCGCAGAGAGACACAAUCAGACCAGGGGAAGCCCUUAAUUUCACAGAGCAGUUGGUUUCUGCCAAUGGAGUUUUCAGAUUAGGGUUCUUCAGCCUCGGAGAUUAUAAUCGUUAUUUGGGUAUAUGGUACACUGACUCUCCUAACCUCAGAGUUUGGAUGGCAAACCGCGAGAGUCCUGUGGUUGGCCGCAUUGGAAAUCUUACCUUGGAUAACAAUGGCAUGUUGAAGAUUAUGGUAGUGGGAGCAAAUCAAUUUCCACUGAAUUCUAAUUCUCAAUCUGCCCAAAAUUCCUCGGCUACUCUUAAUGAUUUGGGUAAUUUUGUGUUGACGGAGUUGAAUCCAGAUGGGUCGGCCAAGCUGGUGUUGUGGCAGAGCUUUGAUUACCCUACAAACGCCUUCUUGCCUGGUAUGAAAAUGGGUAUGGAUUUUCGGACAGGGAAGAAGUGGGCAAUUACUUCUUGGUUAAGCAAUUUAGUUCCAGCUUCAGGAGCUGUGAGUCUGCAAUGGAACCACACAACAGAUGGUACAAACACAGGGCAAAUAGUGAUGAAACAUAGAGGAAAAGACUACUGGACAACUGGCCUCUUCAACACUGCUGACCAGACGUUUGAAAAUAUUCGAUGGUGGAGGAACAGUGAUGAAUUUAGCAUCAAUAUUUACAAGUUCACCGUUGUUUCCAAUGAGAACGAGAGCUACAUAACUUUUACUGUCCCUAAAGGUACUAUUUCAAGGUGGGUAUUGAGUGCAGAUGAUGGGUUCACCUUCACCGGUGACGGGACAGAACCGAGAAUCGGGCCGAUAGUUCCAUGUAAUGGGGUCGGAUCAUAUUCAGGUUGUUUGGUAGCGAGGCCACCGAAUUGUAGGAGUAGCAGUGAAAUUUUCGUGCCACAAACUAUUAGUCUUUCAGGGGGUGUUUCGUACGCGGAUCAAAAUUCGAGCUUGGGUCUCAGUGAUUGUUGGGACCAAUGCUGGGAGAAUUGUUCCUGUAUUGGUUAUAAUACCUUUCACACUAAUAGAACUGGCUGCCAGUAUUGGAGUGGUGGAUUGACCGUUGUAGAAGGAAUAAUCGGUUCUUGGACCACCAUCUUUGCUUUGAACUCGACUCUGAAUGGGACAUCAUCGAACAAUAAUAGCAACGCAUCAAAAUCGGGCAAUCGUUGGUGGAUACGGAUGAUUGUUUCUAUACUGGGUGUUUUUCUUAUACUUCUCUUGGGAUCCUUAUGCUAUCUAAGGAGGAAAAAGCUCAAAG
Ilex paraguariensis (yerba mate) is the source of this 1270-nucleotide messenger RNA. The record is from the annotation of a GenBank genome assembly. Lineage: Eukaryota; Viridiplantae; Streptophyta; Magnoliopsida; Aquifoliales; Aquifoliaceae.